Messenger RNA from Cryptococcus amylolentus CBS 6039, 1191 nucleotides. RefSeq lists its product as hypothetical. The record is from RefSeq and is a predicted model, not a curated record. NCBI's taxonomy places the organism in Eukaryota, Fungi, Basidiomycota, Tremellomycetes, Tremellales, Cryptococcaceae. The transcript has 2 exons. Bases 131 to 1159 code for a protein of 342 amino acids.
UCGACAUUUAGAACUCGAGACAUUAUGUGAUAUCCAUCUCAUCUCUGACGAUUUGAUCAUAGCAUUCACCACAACUCGCUCCACACUGUCCCAGUACGCAUACCAGUACGCAUAGACACAUUGUACGACGAUGAAGAAAGGAAUAGACGACGAGGAUCUGCUGGGCUCGAGGAGCCUGUCGACGGGGGACUGUGGUGAAAGACCGAUACCACUAUUCACCACUCGCCUCUUCCCCGUCCACCAUAUUAUAUUGCGAGAACUCUGCGCCCUGUGCCCAAUCAAGUUCCUCACCCUCUCCCAGUAUUGCUACGACCUCACUAUCCCUUCCCUCUACCACGAGAUGGACCUCACACUCCAGCUUCUACUGGUGGUCUCAGGAUUCGGUGAUGGGCACAAGCGAAUGAGGGCCGCUUUGUCGCACACCCGCGUCCUGCAUAUCCAUGACCACAGAGUUGUCCGUGCCAUACACACACCCGAGCACAACCCACUUUUCCCUCGAGAUCACCAGGUUCAGUCUUUGGACGGUACCUUCUCCGGCGUCAAAGUUCUCGUCCUCCACGAGCUCGUACUCCACGCGUCCUUCUACAUCGACACUCGGCAUCCCAUGAGGGGAUUCUUCCAGACAUUGCUCUCUUGCCAAUUCAGUGGCAAUCUAGAACAAGUCGUCGGGGUGUUGGACCCUUCAGACCACCCCCUGGCUAUCGAGGAGAGUAUUCAAGAACUCUUGUGCUUUGCAGAAGCUCUUCGCGCUCCAGUAAUCACUCUGGAAGGUGCUGCGGGGUCGAGCAUCUUGAAGGCGCUAUCGGUCACUUCCGGCAAGCUGCCGAUUUGCUGGUCAGGGGCCAAGCUCUUGCGUAUCCGUAUUGGCCCGCCUUUGCAUAGCGCAAAUGGUAAGAUGGGGAGGAAGAGCAAAGCCGACUACGACCAGAAGGGGAGAAAGGGCAAGACGGGCACAAAGGGGUCAUUUGAACAUGCCUCUGCACGCAUUGCCAAGCAGUACGCAAGAAGGGAGUGGGAGCGGUGUACUGCCAAGACAAAAGUUGGAGAGCUCAUCGAGCAAGUAGAAUUUGUCGUUGAUAAUGACUACGUGCAAGGCUGGAUGAAGCAGGGUAUUUCUGCACAUAACGGGUUGAAAGUAUUGUUCACUUUUGAAGCGUAGUUUGGGAUGUUACUCUCAAGGUGUAUUAUCGG